UGUCAUUACAUGGUGAUUGUAUACGUCAUUCCUCAUUUUGUACGAAAAUGAAAAUAACAUGCUUUCUUUGGUAUAUAAAUACAACGUAUUAAUAAUGAAGUUUUAAUUUCCCCAUUCUAUUGUGGAAAUUAACACUUUCCCAUAUUAAACACACUGUGUCAUAAAAAAUGCAAGUUUCGAGUGCAAGGCCCCGGAUACUACAAUGAUUCACAAUAGCACAAUUGUGUUCAAAUGAUGGAUAUCCACGCAAAGCUUUCAACAAUGAAUCAAGCAAUACAUGAUUUGAAACAGACACAACUGAAAAUAUUGGAUAAAAUCUACACCAACAGUGGAGACGCGGUCAACAAUCAGGAUAAAAUGCAUUUUGAGAAACUGGAAGUUAUAUUAACGGUGCUGGAAGACAAAUACGGAAAACAUAAUAGUGCAUUGAAAGAAGUCAAGAACAAGGUGGUUACAUUGCUCGAACAUGUUGGACAGCUUACAACUGACAUUAAAAAACUUCAACUUUAUACAUUUAACACUAAGUCACGUGAUGUUAAAUUAGUGAAAACAACCGGUCAUGGGGACAGUUUACGAAACACAACUGUAUUAAAACCUAUCAAGCAAUGUACAGUUAUAGAAAAUUCGCCGAAGAUUAUUGAAGACAUCGAAGAUCUUUCAGAUGAUGGCGUUUCCAUCGAGUCUACAGAAUCUACAAAUAUUCAUUUUAAAUGUGGAAUUUCUAGUCACACUUCAGCUGUGGAUGCUCAACCUUUUGGUAGAAAAAAUGAGUUUGAAGUCAAAGAGAACCCUUCAUUGGAUAAAGUACAAACAAAUAGAACUAACAAUUCAGACAACACAGACAAAUUGUCUUCCGAGGAAACACAACUAGAUGAGAAUAUAAAUGAUUCAGAUAUCAAAGAAAAGAGAAAUGUUUCACUGAGUACAGACUUGUCACUUCAGCGUUUACAAAGCGAUGACUCUAUUCAAAUUAAUAUAAACAGGAUCCCAAAUCAACAUUUUGCGGACAAGACAGGUUCAACUGACACCAAAAGAAGAUGUGGAACCGAGUCUGAAGAUGCAGGUUUAACUAGGCAUGUGAAAAUAGUAUGCAAAAAUGAUUUUGGAUAUAAACAAAAACGUUCAGAAAUGAGUUCUGAUAAUCGUGUUGCUUAUCAUAGCAAGGAUAUAUGCUUUCAAGGAAAUAGUGUCAAGUCGGACCUACAGCUUCCAACAGAACUUAUUCCAACUUCUAAUAUCAAAGUUAAAAGUUCUUUAGCGGAAAGGAAGCCAAAUAUGAAUGAACUACCACCAAUGAGUAAACUGCACGAAUUCGAAUUCGUUGAAGACCAAGUAUAUGGAUUAAAUCCAGAUAACAUCAGCCAACCGCAAAACAUAAGAGAGUGGUAUGCAUAUUCUGAGCAACUAAGAAUAAACUCAUUAGUUAAGCUUCAGUCUGGAAAAAUACAACGUGGAAGCCACGGACAUGAUAUUACCUUGGUGUUAGAUUGUUCUGGACGAAUGCGAGGCAAAAAAUUUACUACAAUGAUCGAAGCAGCAAAAAAGUAUGUUAAUGGCAUUAAACAAGUUAGAAUGACAAGAUGGUUAGAAGAUAACAUUGGCCUGGCUGUUUUUGGUGGGAAAUCUGGAUUAAUUGUCGAAUCAACAUCUAAUUAUGACCUAGUCUUGGAGCAAAUUAGUCAGCUGCGACCUGAAGGAGAAGCGCCAUUAGUUGGAGGAUUUCUAAUGGGACUUGCUGGUGUACUUGGAGCUGGUGCUACAUCACAGAUAUUGGAAACUGAAGUUCCUGGAUAUAUGAUAGUCUUUACUGAUGAAAUGUCUGGAAAUACUUCCACAGACAAGGAGAAAGAAUUUGGCAUUGAUCCAUCAUAUUUAACAGGAAAUUUUCAUAAGCAAGCCGAAAUGAGUGGUACAAUAUUACAGAUAGCAAGCCAUUCAAUCAAAAUCUUUUAUGUACCAAUUGGAGAAAAUACACGAAACGAAGUAAUGGAAACGGCAGUACGUGAGACUAAAGGUAAAAUAAUCCAUUUGAAUGAACUCCAUCGACUAGUCAAAUUGACCCAAGUACUGAUAUUAGCAGCACAAGUAGCGUCUGAUUUAAGACACACCAAUCCUAAUCCAACCGCUGAAGAUGUCAGAUUACGAAUAUUUCAAAGAACAUCAAAUCCAGACAAUGCAAAUGAUGACUGUGUUGAUUUAGUUUUGGAGUUUGUUAAACCAAUGUGUACUGAUAGAAAUAGAGGUUUAUAUAAUGAACUGGUGUGUCUAACACUACAACUUGGAGACCGAGUACGACGUGGUCAGGAUUGGAGGUUUCAGGAACAGGAUUCUGGUCUUGUAGGAACAGUUGUUGGACAAGAACCAGGCAGUAAAGCGGUUUGGGUAGAAUGGGAUAGUGGUCAUUUAAACGUAUAUAUCUACGACGAACUAAACCAUAUUUAUAGUAUUAAAAAAGUACAUGAACCCAGAGUGUUAUUUGAUGAAAUGGUUGCCGUUGGAUGUAAAGUGACAAGAGGAAAUGAUUGGACAUUUGACAAUGCAGAUGGUGGACCUGGGGCAAUUGGGACUGUACUUAAAGUAAAACAGGAUGGAUCUGUUGUUGUUCGCUGGCACUGUAGGAAUACUGGCAAAUAUAAAAUGGGAAUGAAUGGAUUAUUCGAAAUUCAAAUAUGUAACGAUUCGUCUACUAGUGAACACACAUAUAGCACAGAUAAAACCACCAACAAAUACCAAAGUGCUGAUUUUACUUUUGAGCAUGUUGAUACUGGUCAUCUGAAGAAUACAAGUACAGCUCAUACCGAGCAGAGAAAUGCACAGGAACAAGAACAUUAUGAUGAAUAUGUUCUGAAUGUUAAUGAUGAAAGUGUUAAUGUUUCUUGGGAACAUGAAGAUGGAAUUGAAUGGAAAAGAUAUGCAAAAAACCUGAAUGGAAGAAUUGAAAAAGCUUACCAGCGCAAUAAAGUGGGAAACCCUAUUUUACAGUUUGAAAAAGAAACAUAUGUUAUACAUUUUAAAACAAUGGUUAAAGAAAACACAAAAACAAAGAAACAAGUUAGAGUACGCAGAAAAGAUUAAAUUCAUCGAUCUUUACAAUGUCAUCAAAAUCAACUAGACAACCAUUGUAUUCCAUUGUCGUCUUUGUAGAUUACGAACAAUCAAAUAAUUUUGAUUUACAGAAAUGUUCUCAGACACACAAUAUGAUGAUAUUUAAUUUGUAACUAUGUUAUGAUUUUAAAUUGAUACUUGAAUUGGGUAAAAUUAUCUUAGAUUAACGACAUGAUUAGGUUAAAUGCGAAACAUUAAACUAAACUAAUUUUUUUUACCAAUAUUCUAAAUUCUGCCAAGAUCUCGUAAUUUUUGUUAUCCUUUUUGUAGUAAUAUAGCGGUGAAGUAUUUAUUUUCCCGGCUUUCAAUUUAUUUUAUUUAAGCGUACCUGGUGAAGGCUUAUUUAGAAAAGCGCUUCAAAUUCAUAAAGUUUUAUUAUAAUUUUACAGCUGAAUGUUGCUUACAAAUGAAUAGACUAACGACUGUGUCGUCCAGUAACUUAAACAAAUAUAAUAAAGCAAAUCUUAUUUUUAUCUUACCCACGACGAUAUAGUUAAGAGCAAUUUUGUUCAUGGUUGGGAUAACAUCUUUUAUAGCAGCCAAAACCUUGUCUUAAUCAUCUGGUAUCAAUUCAUUUUCAUUUAUGGUAUUUACUCGUAUUAUUAUGCGAAUGAACGUUACCGCCUCGUCAGAUAAUUCUUCAAAAGAAAAACGCAUUAAGAGGUUUUUCUGUGAUAAUAUCCUUCUGUAUUUAGUAAGAAAAUAUGAAAAUACGCAACGAUGUGGUGUCAGAGGUUUGAAACAAAUAUGCAGCCAUGUAUUUUCACACUAGACGUAGUCUUCUUAUCUUGCAUCAUUAUAUGAUUGAUUUUUAUAUCAAGAUGCACUAGUGUACAUGUCUUUUGAAAUCGAAAAUUUCAUUGAAAGCAGACUUUAAUAUAACGAAGAAUAUUAAUAAUUGUGAUUUAAUAGUAGUGAUUUAAUAAUUGUGAUUAAAUAGUUUUGAUCUCGAUGCAAAAGGGUUGUUUAUUGAAUAAACCUUUUGCAAUUGAUGAUUAAUUUUUACUGUAAAUUCACUUUUACCGUCCUGCGUUUCCAUUCAGAUAUUUUUUAAUUAUAAUUUGCAGAAUGUAUCAUUCAACAAAACUAAUAUCAAUUUGUAUUUUUUUUUAUCAAACUAUUAAAUUUGGAUUGACCUUCCAACUG
Molecule: messenger RNA, 4251 nt
Organism: Mytilus californianus (California mussel)
Lineage: Eukaryota; Metazoa; Mollusca; Bivalvia; Mytilida; Mytilidae
Exons: 22
Coding region: 232-3075 (947 amino acids)
Biological process (GO): protein ubiquitination
Molecular function (GO): metal ion binding; ubiquitin-protein transferase activity
Source: RefSeq, a predicted model, not a curated record